Molecule: messenger RNA, 1384 nt
Organism: Gastrolobium bilobum
Lineage: Eukaryota; Viridiplantae; Streptophyta; Magnoliopsida; Fabales; Fabaceae
Product: WAT1-related protein At4g19185-like
Exons: 7
Coding region: 227-1384 (385 amino acids)
Cellular component (GO): plasma membrane
Molecular function (GO): transmembrane transporter activity
Source: RefSeq, a predicted model, not a curated record
UACAAACACUUUAUCUUUCUUUACCUUUUUUUUCUUUUUUUUUGUACAUAUAUAUAUUUAAUUUCAUUCUUCCUUUGAAACGAAGCAUCAGAGUUUUUCAAAGCACCAACUUGGUUUCAACAAAGAACCAACAAAACAAAUUCCAAAAUUUUCCGCUCUGUCCACUCUCCCUCUCUGUGUAGUGUGUGAGAGUCUGAGAGAGAGAGAGAGAGAGGGUUGUAAUCUAAUGGCAGGAACAGUUGGUGGGGGUGAGAUAUGGAAGGCCCACAUGGCUAUGGCGAUGGUGCAGUUAUUCAAUGGAGGGUAUCAUGUAAUAACCAAGUUGGCCCUUAAUGUUGGGGUCAACCAAAUCGUUUUCUGCGUCUUCCGUGAUCUCCUUGCCCUCUCCAUUCUCGCUCCCAUCGCUUAUUUCCGUGAAAAACGUACACGACCUCCAAUAACCAAGCACCUCCUGCUGUCAUUUUUCUUUCUUGGAUUAACUGGGAUAUUUGGCAACCAUCUUUUGUUUCUUAUUGGUUUAAGCUAUACUAAUCCAACUAUUGCUGCUGCAAUACAGCCAGCCACUCCAGUCUUUACAUUUCUGUUGGCUGUAAUGAUGGGUACAGAAAGAGUGAACCUGUUAAGAUAUGAAGGUCUGGCAAAGGUUGGAGGAACUCUUACCUGUGUUUUUGGUGCCAUAUUGAUGGUUUUGUAUCGUGGUCCGGCAUUGAUAGGAUAUACAGAAAUGGACCUUGUAUCACAAAGUGAAAUAAGUGCCAGAGGUCAACCAGAACCUUCUGGAUGGUUAAUUAGCGGUUUACUGGAUCUUGGAUUAGACCAUUUUCAUCUCGGGGUUCUAUGCUUCAUAGGGAACUGCAUGUGCAUGGCUGCUUUUUUAUCCAUUCAGGCUCCAUUAUUAAAAAAGUAUCCUGCGAACCUAUCUGUCACAGCAUAUUCAUACUUCUUUGGAGCUGUACUGAUGAUAACAACAUCGUUCUUUGUGACCGAUGAAUCAACGGACUGGACUUUGACGCAAUCUGAAACAAUUGCUGUUAUUUAUGCUGGAAUCAUUGCAUCUGCCCUUAAUUAUGGACUCAUUACAUGGUGCAACAAGAUCUUGGGGCCGGCUAUGGUUGCCCUUUAUAAUCCACUUCAACCUGGGGCUUCUGCUCUCCUGUCCAGAAUCUUUCUUGGAAGUCCAAUUUACUUGGGAAGCAUCAUGGGGGGAUCUUUAAUCAUUACUGGUCUGUAUGCGGUUACUUGGGCAUCUUUUAGAGAAAGACGAGCAGCUGCUGGAGUUAUUCCAUCUUGGGUCUCUGAAUCACUUGUUCAUGACAAGACUUCAUACCAAAGACUUAGCAUUUUCUCUGGCCCCCCUACCUUAUCCCCAAAGCCUUCUGAUUAA